AUGAGGUCUUCCACGGUUCCCGUACAGUCGCGAUUAAACGGUGAAUAUUUGGAAAAACGGUUGUCUUCUGACCACCGAUUACGUGACCUAUAUAUUAAAUUUAUGUCAGAAUAUUGCUCGUUAGGACACAUGUCGCCUACUUCGAACCCCGGAUCAUAUUACAUACCACAUCAUGCCGUGUACAAGCCGUCAGAAACGGGUCCGAAAAUCCGCGUAGUAUUCGACGCAUCCGCUCGGGCUUUUAGUGGCGUGUCGUUAAAUAAUUGUUUGCUACCCGGUCCAAAACUUCAACAUGACGUCGUGGACGUGUUGCUCUUGUUCCAAUUGCUUCGGUAUGUUUUUACAACAGAUAUCUGCAAAAUGUAUCGGCAGAUCUUGAUUGCCCCGGAACAUCAUAAAUACCAACAUAUUCUUUGGUGUGCGUCUCCACAUGAUAAACUGCAAGAAUAUCAGCUCAACACAGUCACGUACGGGGUGAAUUGUGCGCCGUACCUCGCCAUUCGUGUGUUACAACAUAUCGCGGAUUCUGACUGUACCGAAUUUCCAUCCGUUCGUAAGGCAUUUUUAUUUCACACAUAUGUUGAUGACAUAUGCGUCGGUGCCGAUUCCGAAGAGGCAGCAUUAGAACUUCAGUUUGCACUGAUCGCUGUUCUCGGACGAGCUGAGCUGGAAUUAAAGAAAUGGUCUAGUAAUACUCAUUCAAUUUUGAAUAACGUUCCCCCGGAAGACAGGGCCAACGAUGCAUUGCCAUUUGAUGAAGGCGAUGGAGUUAAGGUGUUAAGUCUCCGAUGGAGCCCACACGAUGAUGCAUUCACCUAUGGAUUCCAAAGUGAGAAGCUGGUAGCUACGAAACGCGGCAUGCUAUCGUUAAUAGCACGAAUAUUUGAUCCUUUAGGACUUCUGUCGCCAGUCGUUUUUAUGGCGAAACAUUUUAUGAAACUUGUAUGGCGAGCUAACGUCACCUGGGAUGAACCAUUGCCACCUUCCGUCAGUGACGUCUGGCACCAAUUUGUAACGGAGUUGCCAGAACUUCGGAAACUGUGUAUCCCGCGCUUUGUUCACACGCGGUUCGGUAUGCGCGUUGUGUUAUGUGAUUUCUGCGACGCAUCCGAACGUGGAUACGCGGCAGUAUUUUGUAUUCGUUCUUAA
This is a messenger RNA of Aphis gossypii (cotton aphid), 1149 nucleotides long. RefSeq lists its product as uncharacterized. NCBI's taxonomy places the organism in Eukaryota, Metazoa, Arthropoda, Insecta, Hemiptera, Aphididae. The transcript has a single exon. The coding region runs from base 1 to 1149 and encodes 382 amino acids. The record is from RefSeq and is a predicted model, not a curated record.